AUGGCCGACAACCUACCACAUAAAGUAGCUGAUAUUAACCUGGCAGAAUGGGGUCGAAAAGAGAUAACUUUGGCCGAGAACGACAUGCCAGGUUUAACGUAUAUUCGCGAAAAGUAUAGACCCCAACAGCCUUUGAAGAAUGCGCGUAUUGCCGUGUGCUUCCAGGUGACUGUGCAGACAGCAGUGCUGAUAGAGACACUCUUAGAUCUAGGAGCUUCUGUGCAAUGGGCCAGCAGUAGUCCAUUCAGUACUCAGGACCAUGCUGCAGCUGCAAUGGCAAAACGUGGUGUUGCUGUGUUUGCUUGGAAAGGAGAGUCCGACGAAGAGUACGUAUGGUGUAUUGAACAAACACUUACGUUCCCUAAUGAUAAACCUUUAAAUUUAAUUUUGGAUAACGGCGGUGAUUUAACCAACUUGGUUCAUACGAAGUAUCCCCAAUAUUUAUGUAGCCUCGUGGGAGUGACUGAGGGAACUAGUGUAGGUGUACACAGUUUACACAAGUUGUUGAACGAACAUAAAUUGAAAAUUCCAGCAAUUAACUUGGCUGAUUCAGUAUUAAACUCAAAGUUUUGUCUCUUUUAUGGAGUCUCAGAAAUAUUAUAUCAGGGUAUUAAAUGUGCAGCCGCUGUUAUUAUGUUGGCUGGGAAAGUAUGCGUCCUAGCGGGUUAUGGUAACAUAGGUAAAGGCUGUGCAAAAAUACUACGUUCAUUCGGAGUUCGAAUAAUCAUAACGGAAAUAGAUCCCAUUAAUGCACUGCAAGCGUCUAUGGAAGGCUACCAAGUAACCACGAUGGAGGAAGCCUCGAAAAUAGGAAAUAUUUUUGUUACAGCAACCGGAUGUCCGGAUGUCAUUCGAGGAGAGCACUUCUUGCAUAUGCGCAAUGAUGCCAUCGUGUUGAACAUGGGAUUAUUAGAUCGUGAAGUAGAUGUUGAAUGGUUGAAGAGAAACGCCGUGGAAACCGUGCGAGUAAACCCUCGUGUUGAGAAGUUCAAGUUGUCGAAUGGGCGACAUAUCCUGCUUCUCGCUGAAGGCCGAAUUGCUAACGUGACUUGGGCAAUGAGUUACCCUGCCUUCGUGAUGAGUUACUUACACAGCCUUCAAGUAUUAGCUCAUAUAGAACUUUGGACAAGCCGAAAUAAGUACGAAGUGGGUGUUAAUGUUUUGACGAAAAAGUUAGAUGAAGAGGUUGCUACCUUUCACUUGUGUCACAUGGGUUCCAAAUUGGGGAAGUUAACGCCAGAACAAGCGAAAUAUUUAGCACUUCCUAUUGAAGGACCGUAUAAAUCAGAACAUUAUCGCUAUUAA
This is a messenger RNA of Gryllus bimaculatus (two-spotted cricket), 1305 nucleotides long. The record is from the annotation of a GenBank genome assembly. NCBI's taxonomy places the organism in Eukaryota, Metazoa, Arthropoda, Insecta, Orthoptera, Gryllidae.